CAACAUUUCAGUGUGUUGUUUCACAUUUGAAACGAUGGCAAAGAAAGAGAUGGAAGUGGUUAAAGGGUUGGAUCUUGAGAAGUACAUGGGAAGAUGGUAUGAGAUAGCUUCAAUUCCAUCGAGAAAUCAACCAAAGAACGGUGUGAACACAAGGGCUACUUAUGCGCUGAAAGAAGAUGGAACUGUGAAAGUGGUGAAUGAAACUUGGAGCGAUGGCAAGAGAAGUUCCAUAGAAGGUGUGGCUUUUAAGGCUGAGCCUUCAAGCCAGGAGGCCAAGUUCAAGGUCAAAUUCUAUUUGCCUCCCUUCCUUCCAAUCAUUCCAGUUGUUGGGAAUUACUGGGUUUUGUAUAUUGAUGGUGAUUAUCAGUAUGUCCUGGUUGGGGAGCCUUCAAGGAAGAAUCUUUGGAUAUUGUGCAGAAAUACUCAUCUUAACGAGGAGAUAUACAAUGAGCUGCUUGAAAAAGCCAAGGAAUUGGGUUAUGAUGUAAACAAACUGCACAAGACACCACAGAGCGAUCCUCCACCAGAAGGUGAAGGUCCCAAAGAUACAAAAGGCAUAUGGUGGAUAAAGUCCAUUCUUCUGGGAAAGUAAACAGAUCACAGAAGCUUAUGUUUAUAACAUCAGAACCCUAUCUUGCUACUCUUCUCAUCAGUUGUGUAAAAUGUUGGUUUGUGAGUACAUAUUAUGUGUGUAUCUCGGUAUGGUCGUGCUUUAAAUCGCACUCAUGGUUUACCAAUCAUAAGUACAACUUGUUAGUAAGAUCCGAACUCGUCUAAUAAAAAUGUGAUUGCAAGA
Messenger RNA from Cucurbita moschata (crookneck pumpkin), 796 nucleotides. RefSeq names its product temperature-induced lipocalin-1-like. The record is from RefSeq and is a predicted model, not a curated record. Bases 35 to 592 code for a protein of 185 amino acids. Lineage: Eukaryota; Viridiplantae; Streptophyta; Magnoliopsida; Cucurbitales; Cucurbitaceae. The transcript has 2 exons.